Molecule: messenger RNA, 684 nt
Organism: Porites evermanni
Lineage: Eukaryota; Metazoa; Cnidaria; Anthozoa; Scleractinia; Poritidae
Source: the annotation of a GenBank genome assembly
AUGAUAUACUCGAUGGGAUUUUUCAUAUGCUACGGAGUAUCAUUUAUGACAUUGUGCGCCAUAAGCUGCGAAAGGUUAUUAACGUUGCUGUAUUCUUUUCGUUUUCAAGAACUUGUUCGACGCGAGCGCGUUUCAAAAACAGCCGUUUUCAUUUGGCUUGUCAACUUAUUAUUCACGUGUCUCCAGUGGGCUAAUAAUCAUAUCUUCAAAUUUAUUCAUCUGUGUUUGUUGCUGGUUUCUCUUGUCAUAGCAUUUUCAGCUCAGUGUAAAAUUCUCCUCAUAAGUCUUCGCCACCAACGUCAAAUCAAACGACAUAACCCAGGAACCUCUUCCCUGCAAAGGCAAAUGCAAAUCAAGCUCGCAAUUAAUCUUACGUCCAUAGUUGCAAUUUAUUUUGCCUUGAAUUUACCUGUCCUUCUUGUAACCAAAUUACAUCAAAUCAUUAUCGGAUAUAUUGAAACCUAUAACUAUUAUAGUUGGGCCGAAACUGCGGCUUUAUUAAAUUCCUCUGUUAAUCCACUCGUUUGUACUUUGCGAGUUAAAGAAAUCAGAAAGGCCAUCAGAGAUAUUUUUGUGAAGAAAAGGAAACUUAGAGGAAGGAAGAGAACAAUUCUCGACAAAGUUGCAGAUCAAGAGAAUAAUAACGUAUUGUUGUUGAGGUUCAGGGAAAUGACCGUGCUAUAA